Delphinapterus leucas (beluga whale) is the source of this 1336-nucleotide messenger RNA. RefSeq names its product placenta associated 9 (gene PLAC9). NCBI's taxonomy places the organism in Eukaryota, Metazoa, Chordata, Mammalia, Artiodactyla, Monodontidae. The record is from RefSeq and is a predicted model, not a curated record.
GGUCUCUGGAGGGGGCGGACUCGCUCGAGCCAAAAAGCCCGGAGCCGCCCAGGAAUCUUGGCGGGGACUGCGAGCAUUUCCUCCCGGGCGGGCCGUCGCGAUCCCGGGGAGGGCGGGGAGGGCGGCAGCGGGCAGACGCGGCGCUGCGCUCCGCCAGCCGGCAGCAUGCGGCCCCUGCUCUGCGCGCUGGCCGGGCUUGCCCUGCUCCGCGCCUCUGAUGCCUUCACCGCUGCUGAACCCUUCAUCCCCUCCCGAGGAGACCCAGCUCGGACUGCAGGGUGUGACAGACACAUGGCUGUCCAUGGCCGGUUAGACGUCAUAGAGGAGACGGUGGAGAAGACGGUGGAGCACCUGGAGGCAGAAGUGAAAGGCUUGCUGGCUCAGCUGGAGGAGCUGGCCUGGAAUCUGCCCCCGGGCCCCUUCAGCCUGAUCCCCGACCUCGCAGAGGAGACGGUGAGCAGCUCAGGUAGCAGAGAUGACAGCCUCCAGGGUUGGGCAGCAGCAUGGGGACGGCUGCUCCACCCCCAUGGUGUAGCCUGGACAAGCCAGGGAGGCUCCAGCUCCUCCUUGGGACAGAAGUGGGAGGCAUCCUCCGGGCUCACCGCAAGUGCUCUCUGCCCCCACGCCCGGGGUUGCUGCAGCCCAGCAUCGGAUCGCCUCUGAGCACCAGAGCAGGAGCCACCCAACAGCGGGCAGUGAUACAACAGCUCUCCUCUGAGAACAGAGCCGUGCGCUCUGGCCUGCCGUCCUCAGCUUUGUGCAAAAUAAAAGCUACUCCUUUGGUCCCCUCUGUGUCUGCUGACAGUGACCCCUGCAGCCACAGCCCCUUCUCCAUCUGCUCCCAUGCGCUGAGACUCACACCCCCUGCAGGCUCAGACCUGUACUUCCACCCUCCUUAUUUAUAGGGGUGGACAGGGCAGGAGUUAGUUCAAGAGGUGAGGCACCUGAGGCGCAGAAUCGUUAAGGCGACACAGUGGAAGGGCCCUUUGAGUAAACUUGUUACUCAAAAUGUGGCUGUAGGUGAACAACAGGGGUGUCACCUGGGAGCUUAUCAAAAAUGCAGAAUUCGGGGCCCUGCCCAGACCUCCUGAAUCAGAAUCUACAUUUUAAUGAGAUCCCCAGGGAAUCUGCGUGCACAUUAAAGUUUUAAAAAAUGUUUCUGUUGAGAUAAAAUUCAAAAUUUUAACCAUUUAAAACAGUACAAAUUCAGUGGGUUCAUAAUGUGUAGUCAUCACCACCUUCUAAUUCUCGUCAUCACCUUCUAAUUCCAGAAAUUUUCAUCACCCCCAAAAGAAACCCUGUACCAUUAAGCAGUCACUUCCCAUUCCCCCUCCCA